AUGAGCGCUUGCGACUCGGUACGUGGGCUUUCGCUGGUGGAGCCGUCCACGACGCCGCGCCUGAACAGCACUCCUUUCUCAGCUACCUAUAUUGAGGAGUUGCUCACGCCUCGGCUGCUCUCUAGUCCGAUCCCUGACGUCUCGCAACUGGUGGGCUGCCUCCUGUGCGAUGCUGUGCGCCUUCAUCACGAGGAGCAACGGCAGCAACGACAGCAGCGACACAGGGGUGAAAGCACGCUUACCUACGCCAGUUCUGGGAGCAGCGGUAGCGUCAUCAACACGCAGGUGGACGCCACUCUCGACGUGCUCGAAACGGCGGGAGGGGAAUCACUGCCGUUUCCCGAGGCGCGCUGCGUUGACGUGCUGCAUUGCAUCUGUGCAUGCUUUUCCCGGCUUCAGCUGGCCCCUUUGAACGCAUCACCGUCAUCGGCUGUGCCUCAGCGCCAGUCGCUACAACGCGUGGCGUAUUUGGUCGAGCGUGCUGCCACGUCGCACAUUUUUUGCCACCUCCUGCCGCACUGCAGUUUGGCGUCAGAAGAAGUGCAGCAGGCGCUGCUGUACGUGUUCCAGGCUGUCUGUUGCGCCUCCUCCGCGACAGCCAGCGAGAUGGGAGACUGCACCCGCAGCGACACCUCGACGAGCGCGGCGACGUGCGCCGAGAUGGCGCAGGUGCUUUGUGACCUCCUCUGGUUCACACGCAUCGUAACACCGGCGCAGUUGAUGCCACUCUUGGACGAGCUGGUUACAGCAUCGCCCACGCUGCAGCUAACAUCGCCGUCUGCAUCAUCGUUGUCUUCUCUCUCUGCGUGUGUUUCAGGCGCACGGCAGAAUCGGCACCACCUAGCGCGCUGUGGUAGCGGUGGCGCUCUCAUCACGGCCCGUCUGCUUGUGGACCAGAUGGAUAUGCUGCGACCCGCCAUCGCGACGUGGGCCAUGGGGGAGUUUGAAGAGGGCCUUGCCGAGGUGCUUGGAUCCGACACGCUUCAGUCGGAUGGUGAAGACCUGGAAGGCGAGGAAAGGGGCAACGGGAGCGACACGGACGAGGACGGGCCACACCCGCAGCGGCUGCAGCAGCCGCGCGGUAAGAUAGCAAAGCUGCCUCAGGAGGCACAACUGACUCGCAAGCGUCGAGGCCUGCGGGUCCUGGCACGCGUGCUUGAGGUGCUUGUGGCGCUGAUGGAGCUGCACGUUGACCUGGCCGAUCCGUUGCUUCUCUCGCUGGCGCCGCAUCUCGAGCACACCUGCCCUGAGGUGCGCUUACUGCUGCUGCGCGGCUUCAGCGCUGUCUUCGCUGCGAACGAGGCGGCGGUGCGGACGUACCGAGCCGCUUUCGUUGGCCCCUUUCUGAGCCGCUUUUUGGAUGUCAAACCAAACAUUCGCAUGGACGCUGUGCGGCUGUCCACAGUGCUGCUUCAGCGCUACGGCGACAGCACGAGGCCUGGCGCCGGCCAUGCGGGUCGCCACACAAACGACUCAUCCGCCGAUCCGUCGCGUGCGCAGUCGCUGCAGCAGGACCUCUGGCAGGCGUUCCAGCCGUUCUGGGAGCGGUUGCUCACCGACCCUCAUGUCCUUGUGCGCAAGCAGGCUGUCGCCUCAGUAGCUGAGGCAGCCCUGGCAGCUCCGCUGCUGCUACAACCAUCACCCCAGCGAGACAACGUGGACGACGGGGGUCUUCGCGGAGGUCAGCAGACAGCACCCUCUUCCACGCACAGUCCCUCCAACUUCCUCGCACACACGCUGGGCCUGCGCGCGCUUGACAAGAACCGCCGCGUUCGUGGCGCCGCGGUGGAAUGGCUGACGCGGCUAUACAACGAGUACCGCCUCGUGUGGAUACCGAACGCGGUCCUGGACGCAGUGCGAGUCGACACCGGAUCGUCGUCACCAACGGCGCCAGUACUGCUGACCGCAGAGACGGUGGUCGAUGGCCUCUUGCCGGCCCCGCUCUCUUGCCUGCUCCCUUCCUCGGCUACGUGCACCGCUAGUGCCACUCAGGCCACUCUGACGCGGUGGUUGUCGCCAACGUCGCCAGCCGUGCUUCCGCCGACCAAAACGCCUGCUCUACUGGACUUUGAAGGAAGCUCCAUUGAGGAGACGCAGGUGUCUCAGCAGCGCCCGCCAGGCGGGGGCGGAUUCGAGGAGGGUGAUGCGUUGCUGGGCUUCGGUGAGUCAGCCAGCUCGACGAAGGAUGCCGGUGGUCGUGGUGUGCUAGCGGCAAAGAGCACCCCCAGUGCUGCUGCUGCUGCAGUGUCGGCGUACGUGGACGCCCUCGUGCAGCUCUGCCAGCACGUUGACGCCGCCCAUUUCGCGCAGCUCCUGCGUCUCUCUGAGAAGAAGCCGCAGCUGCGCCUUGCCAUUCGACGACUGUUCGAGUUUCAGAGCGCGGUCAAGGAGAGCAACGGUGACGUCAAGUCGGCCGAAGGUCAGCAGCGCAUCCACUCGAUUCAUCGACUCCUUACUUUCCUUCAGGAGACGACGGGGGCGAGCAAGGGGGAGUGGGAUGUGCUUUUUCGCGCCAAGGACGAGACGGUACGACGAGCGCUGCUGCGCGCAUGCGACGUGGCUCACAUGGACUGGGUAGAGGUGCGUGAGGGCCUUUUGCGCUCGCUGCACGGGCGUAUCGGCGCCGACGAGUUCGCCUUUGUCAAGCAGACGCUGAUUCCGCAGAUGUUCUUUGUUGUGCAACCUUCUCACCUUGCAGAGCUGAUGCGACGGCUGCACAUCAGCAUCUACACCAGCGCCCGCGGCAAAGCUGAAGUGGACGGCGCCAGCGCUGCCGGCACGUUGCGAGCGCUUCUGCUUCUCACUGCCGCAUCGCCGUCGUUCGCCGUGUUGUGCACCAAAGGCCUCGCAGAGGCACUGCAAGCUGCCGCGAAGCAAUCUAUCGGGCCUCCGCCGAACUGGUGCGCGCUACUGCUGCAGGCGCUUCAGCAGUGGGCCACGGCCGCUGCCACUAUGGCGGACACCAGCGCCACUGCCAUCGCUGGUGCAGCUCCUCUGCCCGACUCACUCAUCGCAACCCUUCGCGCGAUGGCGCUCGCGUCACUGCCCAUGCAGCAGACCAUCCCCCCCUCUCUCGCCUCUACAGCGGUGACACCGGGCACCAACAGCUGCCAUAGUGGGAUGGCUCUCUCAGCGCUGAAGCAGCUGGCAAAGCAAGCGACGCGCACACUAGUCGCUUUGCUGAGGGUCCCGGCCUGUGACACUAGCGCAGCGACUGCGUUGUACUCCCUCGCAUCGGAACUGGCGAAGUGCCUCGCUAGCGGCCGAGCGCUCACAAACAACGUUGAGGCCGUCGCUUGGCUUGCAAGUGUACGGGCCCUCUUGCGCUGCAGUGGUGGCAACGGCAGCGACAACCGCAUCUCGCCAGUAGAUGCUGCACUGGUGCUGCUGCAGGCCUCUACAACGCCGACCACCACUGCAGCCGCAGCAGAGCCAAUUCCGGCACUGCUGUUGUCCCUCUCCUCGCUGCUUAUCGACGCUGUUGAGGAUGUGAGCGGCAAGGCGGGACGGGCAAGGCUCAGGGCCCUCGCGACCCCGUCUGCGACGGGGGUGGACAGCGCCGAGGCUGCAACAGGGCGGGCGCACAGUGUCCUCUGCCACUCGCCUUUGAGCACCAACAUGUCCGUCGCUGCAGCCAUCGUGGAUGGGUCGGCCAAGGCCAUGGUGACCUUGGCACUGAGCUGCCCCAAGUCCUCGGACGCUGGUAACAGCGGCAGCAGUAACAAUGUCGCCAGCCGCGCCAACGCCGUGAAAUAUGCAUUGGGCGUGCUCCUGGAAGGCUAUAAGGCCUCCGCGACGGUGGCACCAGGGCGGCGUGGGCCAGACAGUAUCGGCAGUUGUCAGUGUCGAGUGGCGCUCGAGAAGCAGCUGGUGAAGCUGGUGCUGACGCCGACUCCGGUCAUCAGCAGAGAGCUGGCUGUCUCUGUAGUUCUCUCUGUGGAAGAAAACGCGCAUGUGCGUCAUGCUGUGCAGGCGAAGCUCGCAGGCCAUCUCCUGCAUCGCACCUGUGACAUGCGUGUGGCUGCUUUGCUGUUGCUGACUGCGAUCAGUGAGGACUCGAAGAGCUCCUAUCAGCGGCUGCGUGGGUUGGUGGAGACUGUCGGGGAUCACUUGCGGGCAAAGCAGUCAAGCCAAGGUGCCUCGCUCUCAUCGCCGUCGGCGCUCUACUGCUACUGGGAGUAUACCAUCCCCUUUCUGAUCCUCUUCCUCGCUCACCAUCCGUACUACUCAAGUGAGGAGGCGGGGAAUCAGUUCAUUGGUUUCCAGCGCGUGUGGCACCUCCUCAUCGGCGAGCUUCUCCGCCACGGUACGCAGUGCGCUGGAUUUGUGGUGGAGUUGCUGAGCAAGAUCAAGCAGGCAGAUGAUGCCCUGGAUCCGGCGAGCGAUGCGUGCCGUGUCAUGUGUGACCUUGCGAGCCGUGUACUGCUGGAGUGCCUCGGCCAGCGGCAGAGUCGGGCCGAAGACCUUCGCCGCUACCCAGGUGCCGUGCUCUUGCCAUCGUUCUUUGUGCCCACAUCGCGCGCUAGCCCGCAUAAAUUGCUGGAGACCGUCUUCCUCGACGACAGUGUGCGUGUGACCGCCAAUGCCCCAUUUCGGGUGCCCGCUGUCGGCGGGACCGCGAUGGGGGCGGGCAUUGGCAGCCGCGGCAGCAGUCGGCAGGCCACUCCACGCGCCUCGUCGACUGCCCUCUCUGGCGGCGCAGACGAGACCACAGAGGUGAAGUACGUCACCAGCGCCGCAGCACCAUACGGGGCGGGGACGGCUGAUACUGCUGUGCCGCCGUCUACACUGCGGAAGCGCACACGCUCCCCGAAAACUGGUGUAAGCACUGCCGUCGUCUCUCUCUCUCCGUCGGUAGGGUCACCAUGCGAAGACGAUGUGGUGGCGAAGAAAGAGGGCGUCAUGCCUCAGCGAGAGUGCGCUGAACCAGCUGUGGCGGAGAGCUCUAGCAGCUCUGGCCCACUGAGCGGCUCCGCAAUCGCUUCGCAGGAGUGGAAAGCAAAGCGGGCGGCACUGCAGCAUCUCACCAUUGAAGAGGCGCUCGAUGACCUCUUUCGUGGACUCACCAAGGCGGAUAUCGCUCAGCUGCGCUGGAAGGUCGUUCGCAGCCGCAUUGAGGAAGCACUCCGUGCGCUGGACUGCGGUCAACUCCCGCAUCAACAGCUAUCUUCCAUAGCCGAUGCAGGCGCUGGCGCUGACCUGGUGAUGAUAAAGGGAGCUUGGACCUCAGAAUCCGACAUGGAGGACUUGUUGCAGUACGCCAAGGAUCAGCUACGGGUGCGGUAUGAUCGUGCACCGGCGUAG
Messenger RNA from Leishmania braziliensis MHOM/BR/75/M2904, 5304 nucleotides. RefSeq lists its product as hypothetical. Lineage: Eukaryota; Euglenozoa; Kinetoplastea; Trypanosomatida; Trypanosomatidae. The transcript has a single exon. The record is from RefSeq and is a predicted model, not a curated record. Gene Ontology annotation, cellular component: nucleus; chromatin. Gene Ontology annotation, biological process: DNA repair; mitotic sister chromatid cohesion. The coding region runs from base 1 to 5304 and encodes 1767 amino acids.